AUGGCAUCUAUCUUCAAGAAUGGGCGUAUCUUCGUGCCCUCAGCUUUGAACAACGGCAAAGGCUUUGCCGAAUGCAUGAUCAUUGAGGAUGGCAAAAUCUCAUAUGUCGGCGCUCCAGAUGCAACAGCAACCCCAAAAAAUGCGACGAUCAUUGACCUACAAAACAGGACUGUGAUUCCUGGUUUUAUCGAUGCUCAUGUACACAUCUUACAAUACGGCCAAUCCCUCCGCAAGGCCAACCUCAUUGAAUGCACAUCCCUGGAACAAAUACGUGAAACGAUCAAAUCCUACGCUGAAGCUCAUCCUUCCAUUCCUCGGAUCUUAUGCCGAGGCUGGAUCCAAUCCUCCACAAAUGGGGUCGCAUUAGCCAGCAUGCUAGAUGACAUCGACCCACGCCCCAUCUUCGUUGAUUCCUUCGACCUCCACUCCAUGUGGUGCAGCUCAGCUGCCCUCGACGAAAUGAAGGCCCACACUGCCCCCGAUCUCCCAGGAGGAACUAUUCACCGUGAUGAAAACGGGAAGGCGUCAGGCCUACUCGAUGAAUCAGCUCUCAUGAACCUCGCAUGGCCCCAUCUAGAAGGUGUCACCUCCACAGCGGACAAACUAGACGCCCUAGACACAGCCGUCAAGGCCUACACUGCAGCCGGAUAUACCGGUCUGGUAGAUAUGGCCAUGGACGAAGUAACCUGGGAGAUCCUAAACCUUUACCGACAGGACCACACCAUCCCCUUCCACAUCGGCGCCCACUGGCUGGUCCCCUUCGCAGCCGACCAAAGCGCCAACUUCGAAUACGUCGAUCGAGCAAUCGAGUUACGCAAACAAUACAAUCAACCCGACUUCUGCAUUGUAGGAAUCAAAUUGAUCUGCGAUGGCGUCGUCGACGGCUGCACCGCCGCUCUUAUGCAGCCAUACACAGGCAAAUCAGACCCAGUCGACCCAAUCUGGCCAGAAGAUAUGUUACAAGAAGUCGUGCAGCGCGCCGACGCCGCCGGAAUCCAAUGUGCCAUCCAUGCAAUCGGCGACAAAGCAAUCCACCAAGCAAUUAACGUCCUCUCUCGAGUCGGUACACCAGGCGCCAGACACAGAAUCGAGCAUUUGGAAUUGACGACUUCGGAAGAUGCUAAGCGACUCGGUCAACUUGGUAUCACUGCUUCAAUUCAGCCCGUUCAUUCCGAUCCUAUGCUUUUCAAGGCAUGGCCUGGUCUUGUUGGUCCGGAGCGUUGUAAGCGUGCGUUCGCUUAUAAGGAGUUCCUGGAUGGCGGGGCUCCUAUUGCUAUUGGGACUGAUGCGCCUACUGCUCCUCAUAUGCCUUUCCCCAAUUUAUAUAAUGCUACCACUAGACGGUCGGCGCUGGAGACAGAGAGUGACAAGACUGUUAAUCCGCAUUUCGGGCUUGGGCUUGUUGAGGCUGCUACUGCUGCUACUACUGGUGCGGCUUAUGCGCGCUUUGCUGAUGAUUGGACUGGUAGUUUGAAGAAGGGUCUCUUUGCGGACUUUUUGGUUGUUGAUAUGCAGUGGACGCCGGAGACCUUGCUGGAAGCUAGGGUUUGCCAGACUUGGUAUCGGGGGAUGAAGGUAUUUGAUUCGCAAAGUUGA
Molecule: messenger RNA, 1596 nt
Organism: Penicillium canescens
Lineage: Eukaryota; Fungi; Ascomycota; Eurotiomycetes; Eurotiales; Aspergillaceae
Product: amidohydrolase
Exons: 1
Coding region: 1-1596 (531 amino acids)
Molecular function (GO): hydrolase activity, acting on carbon-nitrogen (but not peptide) bonds
Source: RefSeq, a predicted model, not a curated record